AUGGAAGGACUUUAUCCAGAAGGAUGCGAAUGUCGUCAGGGGACGACUCUCUUCUGCCGGAACAUGAAUCUCUCGCGCAUUCCCAAAAACCUUCCGUUCAACCUCACCAAGCUGCUGUUACACGGGAACCUGAUCGAGAACCUCACCGAGGACGCCUUCAUCGAUUUCCCCGGUCUGGUGUCGCUAGUCCUCGACAGAAACCCCCUGAAGCGCCUGCCCAACUACGUGUUCAAAGGGAACCCGCUUCUGACCAAUAUCCACAUUCUAGACAGCAAGUUGGAAGGAAUCGAGGAAGCGGCCUUCUGGGGUCUCAAUUCCUCCAUUUCUUUUCUUUUCUUGGACGGGAAUUCCCUCACCGAUUCGGCCCUCUCCAGUCUCCGACAUUUCCGACACAUCUUCAUGCUAGACCUGGCGAGGAACGAGAUCGAGCUCCGACACGUUUCCUUUCCGGACAUCUCCUCCGUCGGAAAUCUAUACCUUUCGUUCAAUCGAAUCGAGCAGAUCCGGGAGGACACCUUCGCCUCGGUGAACAUCACCAAUUACCUAACGCUGAGGGGCAACCGGAUCCAGACGAUGGAGGAGAACGCAUUCGGGCGACAAAACUCCCUCGGAGUCCUGGAUCUGUCUGCCAACAAGAUCCGUCACCUGUCUUCGGGGGUCUUUUCCGGCUUGAUCAGUUUACGAGAAUUGGAGUUCCAGAGUUUCCACUACUGCAGUUACACGCCGAGCGUGAAACACUGCCAUCCCAAUUCCGACGGUGAGAACCUCGUCCGAAACCCAUUCCGAAUUUCGCUCCGGCGAGGAGCUGCGAUCCUUUGUGGAUCGCGAACGGAGAUUCACCGAGCGAAAGUUGAGAUCGGACGGAACGUUGCAGGGAUCUCUUCGACGGAGAGCCUGUUGGGUCCCUGGUUCCUACGCGUCUGGGUGUGGACCAUGGCGUUUCUCACCUGUCUCGGCAACGGUCUCGUCAUCUGGGGUCGCAUGAAGAUCAAAGCCGACAACAACAUCGUCACCUUCUCCAUCAAGAACCUCGCAGCGGCGGAUUUCUUGAUGGGGCUCUACCUGUUCGUGAUCGGAGGAGUGGACUUCACCCUUCCGGGAAGAUACAAUUCCUAUUCCCUGGUCUGGAGGUCAUCGGGAAUGUGCAGCCUCGCCGGCGCCCUCGCAAUGCUUUCCACUCAGGUGUCGGUGUUGGUGUUGGCAUUUUUGUCCUUGGAUCGGGUCCUCGUCGUGGGUGUAGCCUUCCCUUCCUACCAACUCGACAUGAAACACGCUCGAACGAUCCUCGCCGCCAUCUGGCUCCUCGGAUUCGCCCUCGCCCUCUUUCCAGUGUUCGCAUGGAACGUGGUGGAGUACUACGGAGCGGGGUCGGGGAUGUGUUUCCCUCUGCACAUCACGGAUCCUUACAUGAAGGGAUGGGAAUACUCCGCCAUCGUCUUCUUCGGCAUCAAUCUCCUCAGCCUGUUGGUGAUCGUCGUGUCGUACUCGUGGAUGUGGAUGGCGAUCUUCCGGACGCGGAAGAACGUGGACAUGGGUCUGCGGGCGAGCAACGACUGGGUUUUCCUCGUUCGGUUUUUCCUCGUAGUCGCCACCGACUGCCUCUGCUGGAUUCCUGUCAUCAUCCUUAAGAUCGUCUCCAUCCUCCUCGUCCACAUCCCCGAGUCGGUGGUGUCGCCGAUAUUGGUCGUGUUUCUGCCGCUGAAUUCCGCACUGAACCCGUUGAUUUACACGUUCAGCUCCCUCCCGUUCCGGAAAUAUGCGGAAAGGAAUCUGAUAAUGCCACUGAAGCGAUACACAUCGUCCUUCUCUUUCUUCGCCGUCCUCACUCCGGCCAUUCCCACUCGCUCGGGGGUGUCGGAUGAGUCAAAGAUCGACCUCUGAAUGUCGUCUCGCCUGAUUGUUUCUUCCAUCGUCGUGCUGCAGCGAUGCCAUCAAGGAUCCAUGUCAUCUCUGGCGUGCCCAGGGGGAAGGGAUUUUGGAG
Molecule: messenger RNA, 1981 nt
Organism: Darwinula stevensoni
Lineage: Eukaryota; Metazoa; Arthropoda; Ostracoda; Podocopida; Darwinulidae
Source: the annotation of a GenBank genome assembly